AUGGACGCCAAAGAUCAUAAAGACGAUGGCAUCAUCGACGACACCUACGCCGAAGGCACUGGAGAGGAGACAGUUCUUGAAGUCGACCAUAUUGCCGAACGUCAACUGUGUCGCAAGUUUGACGUCCGCUUGAUGCCCGUUCUAGCCAUCAUGUACCUCUUCAACGCCUUAGACAAAGGCAACCUAGGCAACGCCCAAACCGUCGGUCUCAGCGACGAUCUCAACUUCAAGCCAAACCAAUACAACCUCCUCGUAUCAAUCUUCUUCGUGCCCUACGUCAUCUUCGCUCCUCCCACCGCCAUAAUCGGCAAGAAAUACGGUCCUGCGCGUGUCCUACCAAUUCUCAUGUUUACUUUUGGAUCCAUGACUUUGCUUGCUGCUUGCACGCAGAACUUUGGUGGCAUGUUUGCGCUGCGGUUCUUUCUUGGCAUGGCGGAGUCGGGAGGUGAACUUGCGCGUCGUUUGGCGGUAUUCUAUGCUGCGUCUAACAUCGCGAAUGCUUUUAGCGGUCUUUUAUCAUUUGGCGUCUUCCAGAUCGACUCCAAAAUCUUCGUCUGGCGAUAUCUCUUCAUCAUUGAAGGCUCAGCCUCCGUGCUCUUCUCAAUCUUUGCAUUCUGGUACCUCCCUCGCAGCGCAGCGCAAGCCAAGUUUCUCUGCGAAGAAGAAAAAGCACUGGCUUUUCAUCGCAUGCAAGUUGAUUCUUCGUCUGUUGUACAGGAAAAGUUCAAUUUCAAGGAUUCGAUUAAGAUCUUUACGUAUCCGACGACGUAUUGCUUUUUGUUGAUUGAGAUUUGUCUUGGUGUGCCGAUUCAAUCGGUUGCGCUGUUUAUGCCUCAGAUUAUCCAGCGAUUGGGAUAUGGACCUGUCAAGACGAAUCUUUACACUGUCGCACCGAAUGUUGGUGGUGCUGUGAUGCUUCUCAUCUUGGCCUUCAGCUCCGACUUUCUACGCAUUCGCUUCCCUUUCAUCAUGCUCGGUUUCGCCCUCACAUUCAUCGGCUUCAUCAUCUACGCCGCCAUCUCAGACGUGCAAGCUCAAUUACAAUUAGCAUACUAUGCAUGCUUCAUGAUGGUCUGGGGUACAUCAGCCCCCUCCGUGCUCUUAUCAACAUGGUAUAAUAACAAUAUUGCGAAUGAGGGCCGUCGCGUAGUCCUCACCUCAGUUGGCGUCCCUCUCGCCAAUCUCAUGGGUCUCGUAUCGAGCAACAUCUUCCGCGAGAACGAAAAGCCCAAGUACCCCACAGCUCUUAUCACGACUGCUUGUUUCGGCGCAUGUGGAUGCCUCAUUGCGGGUCUUCUUGGUGGAUAUAUGGUAUUUGAUAACAUGCGAAGGAAUCGUAAAGCGGGGAGGAAGACGACAGCUGCUGAUGUCCCGACGAAGCGUCUGCGCGACGGGCCAGCCGUGCCCGAGUUUCGUUGGUUCCUGUGA
Molecule: messenger RNA, 1428 nt
Organism: Fusarium subglutinans
Lineage: Eukaryota; Fungi; Ascomycota; Sordariomycetes; Hypocreales; Nectriaceae
Product: tartrate transporter
Exons: 7
Coding region: 1-1428 (475 amino acids)
Biological process (GO): transmembrane transport
Cellular component (GO): membrane
Molecular function (GO): transmembrane transporter activity
Source: RefSeq, a predicted model, not a curated record